Molecule: messenger RNA, 5932 nt
Organism: Ornithodoros turicata
Lineage: Eukaryota; Metazoa; Arthropoda; Arachnida; Ixodida; Argasidae
Exons: 15
Coding region: 618-4685 (1355 amino acids)
Molecular function (GO): small GTPase binding; guanyl-nucleotide exchange factor activity
Source: RefSeq, a predicted model, not a curated record
CGUGCUGUAGCAGACAAGAAUAGGUUGGCUACGCGGCCCGUACGCUCGCGCAAAAUUUCGCUCGCGACACGCCGGGCUGCGUGCUGCAAGCCGCGAGUGCAAAGUGUCGCACGAUACUCGAUUUAUACCUCCUGGAUUGCGUCACGCGGUCAAGUGCAGCGUCUGUGCGUUUGUUUGUGUGUGUGUGUGACUUGUUUCCUUCGGCGUUUCUUUGGAAGUUUGUGGGAUGUUGUACGUGCGCUGAUCAGGUUGCAUAAGAAGGUACGUAGGCGUUGUCUGCUACGCCUGUGCGGCUGGGUUUCGUACUAAUGGAACGUUACAUCAAGUAGUGUACUCGACGGCGUUGGACCUAACGUUUGGAUCCUAUACUGUGUGGCAGUUCGGCACCGUUGUUGACAGACGGUGUUAGUUCGUCGUACUUCGGCCGCUGAACGUGAAUUGCAAAGAUUUGCAAAGAUCUGUGGAGGCAUCUUUGAAUUCUGUGAGCUGCGACGACACGGAUACACCUUGCGAUUGUGAUGUGUGACGCGGGCGUGGAUGCAAAUUGAGGUCCUCCGGAAUGACACUUAAAAAAGGAGGUGGCGAAGAGAGAAAAGGGUUGAGGCACCUUGACCUUGAUGCGACGCCGCGACCUGAAGGUUGGCGUUCUCGUCGUUAGCGAGAACGAAUGCACCCUGAUGCUGGUCGAAGAAACAUCGACGGGCGUCGGUCAGGGUCGGCGAACGCCGCCGCCGCCGGGAAGGUUCGACGUUGAACCCGUUCAGAACGUAGAUUCUGACGACUCCAUCAAGUGGGAGGAUUUUUAUGGGCCUCCCGUGGACAUCAGCAGCUCCCUGCUGGACAUGUAUGACACCCUAGUGGCACAGACACGCUCUAAAGAUGGCGGAGCGGCCCCUGCGUCACAGGGAUCCCAUACGGCCUCCAAAGAGCACCUCAGUCCUCCUACGCCCCUGUCUCAGCUGAAGCGAUCGUAUACCCACCCGAAGCCGACCUCGUUGAGGGACAAGCUCGCCCGUCGGCCCCUGAGCACGAGUUCUGAGUCUUCCUCGACGUGUUCCUCGUCUUCGUCGUCUUCGUCGUUGCACCCCAGGAACGAUUUAGAUGUGAAGAAGUCUUACCUGGCCAGCAUUGAAUCGCUAGAUCAAGAUGACGAUGACCAGGGUUCGUCGACUUCGUCCUUUCCGGGAGGAAGCUCGGGAGCCCUGCUGCACCUUCAUCACAACUGCCCGUGCCACAGAGGGGUAGCGGGGACGAACAUGGCCCAUCGACACAGCGCCGAUAGCCUCUCCGAAAACGGCGCCUGUCCGGGUUCGGGGUCUCGCUACGCCGACCCGAACCUCAGUUACGUCGACAGGGUCAUCAUGGAGAUUGUCGACACCGAAAGAACUUACGUGCGAGACCUCGAUGCUAUCGUAGAGGGCUAUCUGAAGCCAUUAUCGCAAGAGACUGGUGACAAGAUUAGCCCUGAUGAUCUGAGCUACCUUUUUGGAAACAUCGAGGAUAUCUAUGCCUUCAACAGUGCGUUCUUGGAGCACCUGGAGAAGUGCGGAUCAGACCCUGUUGCCCUGGCACGAUGCUUUGUCACAAAUAGCGAUGGUUUUUCAGUUUACACCGAAUUUUGCACUAGUUACCCCAGGACAGUGUCUGUUCUAACGAAGCUCGUGGGCCAAUCUGAGACUGCGGAGAUAUUCAAGGAUCUGCAGCUUUCUUUACACCACAGCCUACCACUGGGGUCGUAUCUACUGAAACCGGUUCAGCGUAUACUCAAGUACCAUCUCCUUCUCCAGAACAUUGUCAAAAACUUCGACAAGGAAAGCGAUGGCUACCCAGACAUCAAGAAUGCACUGUCAGUGAUGACAGGAAUAGCGUGUCACAUCAACGAAAUGAAACGCAAACAUGAGCAUGCAGUCCGUGUACAGGAGAUCCAAUCACUACUUUAUGGGUGGCAGGGCAAAGACCUGACUACAUACGGUGAAUUAGUUGCGGAAGGGUCCUUCCGGAUGGUAGGAGCCAAGGCCCUGCGGCACUUAUUUCUUUUUGAGAAAGUGCUGCUCAUUACUAAGAAACGUGAAGAAGGUAUCCUCAACCACAAGACACAUAUCAUGUGUUCAAACCUGAUGCUGAUAGAAAGUAUCCAGGGUGAACCGCUUUACUUCCAAGUGGUGCCUUUUGACAGUCCGUGCAAUCAGUACUCCUUUCAGGCUCGAAACAUCGAGCAGAAGCGAGAGUGGUGCCUUCAGUUGAAGCGAGUGAUCAUCGAGAGCUUCAGUGCAGUCAUUCCAAGUCACGCCAAACAGCUGGUUCUCGAGCUUGGACAGUCGAAAACCGAUGAAGACAUGUCCCAUGAAAAGAGUUCCGUGAAGAAGUCCCUCUCUGCACCAGAGUACCUGAAAAGGCGGAAAAAUGAGAGAAGAAAAUCAGAAAUGAACCUCCACAGGGCAUUUCGUCUUCGCAGAGGUCUGAAAAAGGCAUUCUCACAAGAUAUGUGUACAUGUAGCUGCCACACAAAUAUCACCUCACCAAGGUUGCGUAGAGCUAGCGCAGAUGCUGCACCUCAACUCUCAAACAGUGGAUCAUGUAAUCAGUGUUCCAGUUCCUGCCAGCAGAGGUCUUCAGCCUGCAGCAAUUCCACCUCCUACCCUGCAGUUAGUGCACCAACCACACCAUUGCCUGGCUCCCCAGCAAACGCUGAAUCAGCCCAGUCUCCGCAAAGCCCAUCCCCACGAAGACAGCGGGAAUGGGAUCUCAUUGACACCAGUGACACAGAGAAUGAAGAUAAUUGCUAUUCGGGAGUCAAUCUACACAGGCCAUCACGAUACCGACCUGCUUCGGCUGUUCCUCCGGCACUGCCGUCAGGCACAGAGGACUCAUCCGGUGAAUAUGUCACCUUUGAGUUUGCCAACCGUUAUGCCACCCGAGAUGCAGCAGUGAGCUGCGUCGACGAAGGUCGCAGCCAAGAAGCCUCGAACGACGAUUCGAGUAGAGGAAAAAUGAACUACGACAGCCUCUUUAACCUCUGGACACGUCUUGGGACUGUUCCGCAGAUGAUGGAGACAUCCACUUGUUCAACGGAACUUCCACAGACAAAGAAGGCUGGGGCACCCGUGCGAAGAACCCAGUCGUUUUCAGAAAUGGCGCGGUCGAAGGUGUCGUCACUUAUUCCGAAAUGGCCCGGAGGUAGUCAGAGGCCCACGAACCUGGAGCUUCGAAGGUCCUCCCUCGGGUUGUCGGCAACAGACUGCAGUAGUCCGACCGUACCAUCUGUGUGGCUCGACCAGCAGCAAGAGCACCUACCUUCAAAUACUUGUUCAAAAUGUGGAUCUCUGCCACGUAGCUUCCAGCUGGGUGAACCAGGGACGACGAAGACGCAGCAACUUCGAGCGCGGGUUGAGAACUCUAGAGCGCAACACUUGGACCAGAGGCCGUUCACGAUAGCCUCGGAUAAGCCUUCGCAGGUGGACUUUCCAGACAAUCUUGACAGGUACCUCGACAGCCACACGUGUCAACCCUGUCAGUUCAAGGGAAACGGGGACAAACUCGAUGAGGGACAACUAAUGACAGGAUGUUCCAACACCCCGGCAGCCAGCUUAGAAAACGUCAGUACAAUUCAUCCGGACCACAGGAUAUACAGGAGAGAAGGAAUGCGACAGACUAGCUCCUGGAGAAAUGUUCUGUCUGGUUUCGGAUCGAAAAUAACGAACCUGCGUUCAUCGCUGUCCCCUAGUCACAACGACGGACUCGAACAGCCGCCGGACAGGUCGCCGAGUCGGCUCAGCAUCCGCAGCGAACGGAGUACGGAUUCAAAGAUACUAAACUCUCGCCUCAUCACGUCCAUCGGCAGGGCGUACGCCAAAGUGGUGCAACCUAAGCCCAAGCCGACGGUGCUGGCGAGUCCGAGACUCCAGCGGGUCCAAGGGAGCGCAACCGUCGCAGCCAGAAUGGCUCGUCCGAGGGACUCCAAUUAUUGCCUGCCAAAGACGAUCUUGGCAAUACUGUCAGGGGAGACGGAUGCGAACCUACGGCCAGAUAGUGUGUUGUCCGAAUCUUCAAAUCGCACCUCGUCCUCCUCCAGCGAGGGAGACAAGGCCGAACAGAGGAGGGGCCUGGAACUCCUCGAUGCUGGAGACGAGUCUGACGCAAGUGACGCAUCCGCUGACAGUUACUACGAAAGGACGUUUGAGGCGAUAGAAAAUGUGCUAGUGGAAGAAAUGUUCCGAGACUCCGCUAUUUAUAGUGAAGCCGAAGACGGAGAUGUGAGCGUGGCAGAGGUCUCGUACGACUACGAGAAGUCUCCGUCGGACCUGCCCAAAGUCACCACAACUUCGACACUGACUUCCCUGUGCGUUCGUAAAGUGAAAGGAACGAUUUUUGAAAAGCUGAAAGUGCUGGAGGAGAACGCAAAGUUUAAAGCUGACGAACUCUCAAAGCCCAGCGUGGAAGGCCUGAAAUCUAUUCAGGAAAGACGUAGGGAGCUGGAGCAGUGGUGCAAGUCACACCCAGAAAAAGAGGACAGGACGGAGUGCAACAAUGUUCCUACGGCCACUAAGCAACUCAAGGACACGACAGAGCCCUGUGGCAUGGCAGUUGUUGACACAGAAGACGAGUCAUUGCCGCACAUGAAGAAGGGCUGGGUGAAACACGUUGUUGACCGCUUUCAGACGGGAGUAGGUGAUGGGGGAACGUGACGUCCUUUGUUGGGUUCUGCCAAAAUGACUGAGUGCCAAAGCAUAUCAAAGUUUUGUUAAGAGUACGUUGUGAGAAAAGAUACCACGCAUGGUGGUAGCUGGACCAUAAGCUGCGGUAGUGGUGUGGAGUAGAUGUUGAUAUUCAGGGUUUCAAGUGCCACCAGUAGUAAAUGUUAAGUCAUUAAAUAAGUCAGUUUCUUGCCGUAAUGCUGCGAGUUCAUUAUGCACAGGCUAAGAUUGGUACUACUAUGUCCAGUACUUUUCCUACAGGUUGCGCGAUAAUUGAUUAUUAAUUCUAGUUUGCCUGCUGUUGAAACGAAAAGGAUUGAUAACAGAUUAAAUACUUUGACGUGCUCCACAGCAUACAAUAUUUUCUUUGAAAUAAGAAUGAGCAUGCAUAGUUGACCAGGUGCGAGAUUCUGGUCACUGAAUGUUCUAGCAUAUCACAACAGGUGCCUAAUACGUGUCUUCCUGUAAGGAUAUUAAGUACACCUUUCGAGAGUAAUGAUCAGGUUAUCCUAAGUUAUGUAAUAUUUCUUCCCAUGUCACACAUAUCGAACCCACCAAUGGCAUACUUACUUGCAUUUUCUGUAAAAUAGUAUCGGUACAGGUUCUACCGCUAUUUUUGUAGGACAGCGAUUUCCUAGUCACAUGUCUUGGGUCAGCAAGAUUUUCCCAAGAUCUUACGAUGUAGCCAUACUUAUUAAAUUCGUGUUGUAGCACAAUGCAGGGACAAUACAUACGAGCAUGGUGUCCAAUUUUUGUGUUUUCGCUUUUGCAUGUGCAUUAUGCCGUAAGCACUGUUUAUGUCUGUGUUAGUAGGCCUACAUUCACUGCCCUUAUGUUUCGAUAGUUAUUCUAAUUUAAUAUAAGCAAAAUGUCUGGAAGAAGAGGUUUGUAUUUCUGUUGCAUAAAGGCAGUCAUCUCUGUAAUAACUGUAGCAUAGUAUUUAUGUAACAAAUUUAUACACAGUAGAAUAUAAUGGUCUGCAGCUACAUUUUUUGUUUGCAGCUGUUUUUUUUUAUAGGCUAUCCUUUUGCUGAUGACAAAGUGUGGCGAACACUUGUUCAUUUCAGCAUCAGUUCUGAUGUCUGUUAAAAAAAAUUACCUGAAUGUAUUUUUGAACGUUUCAUUGCAGACAUUGUAUUCCAUAUAUCGAAGCAUACUCUUUCAUCCUCAGAGCUAAUGCAAUGUUCUGAGACCUUGUGUGCUGAACUAUAGAUAAAGAUAUCUUUUCCACAGCUUCA